UUCACACUCUCCAAGGUACCAAAGAUUUUGGCCUAUUUCAGAACCCGGACGCCAAUCAUUCUUUGCCAACUUUUUCAUCAAUACUACAACUCUUAAGAAACUCAAAAAUGGCUACCUCUGUUUCUACAACUUUUGGAGCUGUUAACAGAGCAGUGUUGAAUGUAAACGGUUCCAGUGCAGGGCUCUCUGUUCUAAGCACGAAUUUCUUUGGGAACAGUCUGAAAAAGGUGAACUCAAGAUCCAACAACUCCAAGAUUUCAUCCAGGAGCAUUAAGGUUGUUGCAGAGGUAGACGAGAAGAAACAGACCGACCAGGACAGAUGGAAGGGCCUUGUGACCGAUAUAUCCGACGACCAGCAGGACAUCACCAGAGGAAAGGGAAUGGUCGACACCCUUUUCCAGGCUCCUACGGGAGCUGGCACCCAUGAUCCUGUUUUGAGUUCCUAUGAGUAUCUCAGUGCUGGUCUGCGACAAUACGAAUUUGAUAAUAACAUGGAUGGAUACUACAUUGCCCCGGCAUUCAUGGACAAGUUAGUCGUUCACAUUGCUAAAAACUUCAUGAACCUGCCAAACAUCAAGGUUCCUCUCAUCCUGGGCAUCUGGGGAGGUAAGGGUCAGGGGAAAUCAUUCCAGUGUGAGCUUGUUUUUGCAAAACUGGGAAUCAACCCCAUUAUGAUGAGCGCGGGAGAACUGGAAAGUGGAAAUGCUGGAGAGCCUGCGAAAUUGAUCAGGCAAAGAUACCGUGAGGCUGCAGACAGAAUUGCAAAGGGGAAAAUGUGUGUGCUCUUUAUUAAUGAUCUUGAUGCAGGUGCCGGUAGGCUUGGAGGAACCACGCAAUAUACAGUCAACAACCAGAUGGUGAAUGCUACCCUUAUGAAUAUUGCUGAUAAUCCAACUAAUGUUCAACUCCCUGGAAUGUACAACAAACAGGAAAAUCCUCGAGUCCCAAUCAUAGUCACUGGGAAUGACUUCUCAACUCUGUAUGCUCCCCUCAUUCGUGACGGCCGUAUGGAGAAAUUCUACUGGGCUCCUACCAGAGAAGACAGAAUUGGUGUUUGUACUGGUAUCUUCCGAACGGACAAUGUUCCGAAAGAAGACAUUGUGAAGCUUGUUGACACUUUCCCUGGACAAUCUAUUGACUUCUUUGGUGCUCUCAGAGCCAGAGUAUACGAUGAUGAAGUGAGGAAAUGGAUUGCAAGUGUAGGAGUGGAAAACAUAGGGAAAAAGCUCGUAAAUUCCAGGGAGAAACUUCCAGAAUUCGAGCAACCAAAAAUGACUCUUGCUAAGCUCCUUGAGUAUGGCAACAUGCUUGUUCAAGAGCAAGAAAACGUAAAGAGAGUGCAAUUAUCCGACAAGUACUUGAAGGAGGCAGCCCUGGGCGACGCAAACGAGGAUGCCAUCAAGAAUGGAUCUUUCUAUGGAAAAGCAGCACAGCAAGUUCCAGUUCCUGUUCCUGAAGGCUGCACUGAUCCUAAUGCAGAAAACUUUGAUCCAACUGCAAGGAGUGAUGAUGGAAGUUGUGUUUACAACUAAACCCCAAUUGUUUAGUUUGCAGUAUACUAGUAUAAUGUAAUUUACUCCGGACAUAUAUGUAAGAGUUGCUAGUCAAUAUAGACUAAACUAUGCCUAAAAGAUUAGCAUGUUUUGUC
Molecule: messenger RNA, 1648 nt
Organism: Sesamum indicum (sesame)
Lineage: Eukaryota; Viridiplantae; Streptophyta; Magnoliopsida; Lamiales; Pedaliaceae
Product: ribulose bisphosphate carboxylase/oxygenase activase, chloroplastic
Cellular component (GO): thylakoid; chloroplast stroma
Molecular function (GO): ATP hydrolysis activity; ribulose-1,5-bisphosphate carboxylase/oxygenase activator activity; ATP binding
Source: RefSeq, a predicted model, not a curated record